This is a messenger RNA of Cadophora gregata, 2283 nucleotides long. RefSeq lists its product as uncharacterized. Lineage: Eukaryota; Fungi; Ascomycota; Leotiomycetes; Helotiales; Ploettnerulaceae. The transcript has 2 exons. The coding region runs from base 1 to 2283 and encodes 760 amino acids. The record is from RefSeq and is a predicted model, not a curated record.
AUGGCGACUCAAGCACAACUUGACGAGAAAGCUCGAAAAGAUCGUGCCGGCGCAUCUGGUCCAAAUUUCAACGAUCUAGCUACCCCAGCUCAACUUGCAGAGAAAGCCCAACGAGACAGACAAGGUGCUACGAUUUCCGAUUAUGCUACACCGGCGCAACUUGCAGAGAAAGCUCGACAAGAAGAACAGUACAGCAAUCCGUCUGCAUCAUUUGCAACUCCUGCUCAAUUAGCAGAAAAGUCUCGCGGUCGUGCACCUCCUCUCCCUCCACGAACACCUUCAGUACAGGCCUUUGCUCCACCCCCAUAUACAAGCGAUGAUGCAAGGAGGAGCGAGUUGAUAUCAGAGCAAUGGAGAUCUGAGGAUCCAAGAUCUUCCUCUACACACUCAUUAGUACCUUCAGAGUCUGGGCGGGACGGCAGAAGGACUUUGCUGCUAGUAUUUAUCCAUGGAUUUAUGGGGAACGAGACAAGUUUUCAGAGCUUCCCAGCGCAUGUUCACAAUCUUCUCACAAUUACUCUUUCGGAGACACAUGUCGUACAUACCAAGAUCUAUCCCAGAUACAAAUCGAGAAAGGCAAUUGACUUUGCUAGGGAUGACUUCAGUAAAUGGCUUGAACCACAUGAGAAUAGGCAUACGGAAGUCGUAUUACUAGGCCAUAGUAUGGGAGGAUUAUUGUCUGCGGAAGUAGCCCUCCAAAAGCCAUCGUCUCCGGCGACAGGGAAGCCUUUUCGACACCGAAUCUUGGGUACAAUCAACUUUGAUACUCCAUUUCUUGGAAUGCAUCCUGGUGUGGUUGUGAGUGGUCUAGGUAGUCUUUUUCGUCCAGCGCCAGAUCCUCCGAAACCCCAGUCUUCUGUUGGAAGUGGAACGAAUUCUCCAUCAGGUCAAUCGAGCUAUGCUGCAUCGACUAUCACAUCAGACUCCUCGUUAAGUUUGGUGCAGAGCAUCACAUCUCCGUUGGCAAGUCCACCACCAAAAGAUCCGUUCUUCAACCCACCAUUUCCAAACGAUGUACGAUUACCUGAACGCAAAGGCUGGACCAACGUUUUGCAUUUCGUGAACAAGCACUCGGAUGGCCUUACAGCCGCCACGAAGCAGUACUUCAUGUCACAUUUGGAAUUUGGUGGUUGCAUGGCUGAUUAUCCAGGGUUGAAGAAUAGAUAUGAGCGGAUUCGUGCCCUGGAAGAUGUUGAUGAUACUCCGAAACCAGGUCCAGGAUAUCGACUACCAACUCGGCGGAUCAGAUUUGUCAAUUAUUACACAGCCAGUACUGGAAGACCGAAGCAACCAAAGUUUCCGCCAGGACAAAUAUUGGACAAGGAUGGGAAUUUGAAACCAAUUGAAGUUGAGAUGGAAGACAUGAGUUUGAAGGAGGGUAGACGUACACCUACGCCUUCUACACCAAGGAUAUCUGUCGAUGAGCAUCGUGAUGGCACCGUCACUCCACAGCCUCUUGAGGAUGGGCCGGAUGCUUCCCCGAUCGAGGUUCAGAUGCAACAGCUUGGCGAGAAUUCGGGCGUGCAAGAUGAUAUACAGGAGUUAGCUCCAAUGCAGCACAUUGAUUCUAUGCCGAUUGAAGAUGAUGAUUUGUCAGAACCAUUGGUUGUCGCUCAGACAGAAGAAGCUGAAGACCCAUCACUCGAAAUAAAGCCCUCGGUCGCUGAGCCAUCUCUACCUCCGAUUCCACCAUUGCCAACAGAGCCGGAAGCUAUCGACUUAGAUGCAUAUACAGACAAAGAUUCCAGGAAGAUUGCUGAAAAAGAACAAAAGCGAGUCAUGAAAGCAUAUCAACAAGCCGUGAAGGAUCGCGACAGCGCUAUUCGAGAUCGACAGAAAUUGGUCGAGAAGCGAGAGAAGAAGGCACGGCAGGAUCGCGAAAAGUUACAGAAAGCUGAAGAGAAGAAAAGACUGAAGGAGGAGAAAGAAGAGGAGAAGCGGAGAGAGAAGAAACGGCUCGAGGAAGAAAAAGAAGAGGAGGAACGGAGAGCUACGAUUAACCCUGAGCCAAGGACGAGGCAGGGCUCCGUAGCUUCAGCAGAUGAUGGGAAGCCGAAGCGGGACAAGAAGUUCUGCAUGCUGCCUCCUGAAUAUGGUGGGAAGAGAGACAAGUGUUGGAUUAGAGUGUAUAUGGAAGGUGUUGACGAGGUUGGAGCGCAUUGCGGUCUCUUCUUUCCAGGUCCACAGUAUGAGAGUUUGGUGGGGGAUGUGGGUGAGAGGAUAGGUAAAUGGGUCGAGGAAGAUGCGAACAGGAGAGCUAUGCUUGAGGCUUCGAUGGAAUAA